This is a messenger RNA of Owenia fusiformis, 364 nucleotides long. The record is from the annotation of a GenBank genome assembly. Lineage: Eukaryota; Metazoa; Annelida; Polychaeta; Sabellida; Oweniidae.
AGUGCAAACAGUCCCAAGAUGCAAUUGUACAUCCGUCGUGUAAAAGCUUUUCCAAAUAUUGAUAUGUCGUACAUUUCUCAGAUUUGCUGCAGAAUUUGUCAACAAAACGCGAGAUUACUUAUUCCAGGACGAAGCUGCUCAAGUCACAUUGCUAGGUAUGGUUGCUGGUCUAUCAGACACAGGCGGAAAAAUAUUUCACAUUAUGGCCAAAGAUGGCUAAAUGUGAACCAGCCAAAACAUGCAGUAGCUGUAGACACCAAUUUGGAACAGCGACACAACAUAACACCAACCAGUCGGAGCCCAUCGCAUAACCACCAGGGCCCUCGGGACACAUUCAUAACUUAUACAAACACUUUGCCAAUCU